AUGAAAUACUUAAUAUUCUUCGCAUCCUUAUCAAUAGCAAAUGCAGCAGUUAUAUCGAUGUCCCUAUUUGGUGGAAAUUAUGGUGAUCCUCAUUAUACAACAUUAGAUGGCAAUUCGUAUACAUUUAAUGGUUAUGGUGAAUAUACAUAUUUAGCCAUAUCUGAUGAAAGAGUUAAACAAAGAUCGGCUAAUUUUAAUCCAAAUCAAUCGUAUAAGUUUAUGUCUCAAAUUAGAACAAUACCAUUACAAAAUACAACAACAUCAGCAAGUAAAGUGACAGUUACAAGUGGAUUUGCUGCCAGAUCAAACGUUGCCGAUGCUCAACCCAUUAGCGUUACUGUAUCACGACAUAAAUCAUUGGUUAUUUGUCGCGGCAAUGAAAUAUUAAAAUUUAUUUCAGCAUCAUCAAAUUCAAAUAACGUAACUCUUGUCUUUCACGAUGUAAUAAUUGAAAAAAAUUUAACAAACGAAAUUACUACUUUGUCAUGGCCAAUUGGUGUUAUCAUUCAAAUUACUCCUGUUAAAAUCACAAAACCAAUAUUGGGUAUUGUUUUAAAUGUGAUAGUAUCACUUUCAAAAAUCUAUAAAGGGCAAACAUAUGGACUAAUGGGCAAUUACGAUGAUAAUGCAACAAAUGAUCUUCAAAAUAGCAAAGGUGAAUUUAUUAAGCCAAGUGAUACUGUAGAACACAUUCACAAACGAUUUGGCAUAACAUGGUCAAUUGAUCCGCUGAAAUCUUUAUUCUAUUAUGAAGCCGGUACAGAAUCAGCAACAUUUUAUCAUGAACAAAAUCAAAUAUUUCAACCAAUGUUUAACGACCCCAGGCCUAUUAGACGACAAUUAGAUACAGCUAUAUUUGAUGCAUGUCAUAUUUCAACAAAUGCAUCAGGAAAUUUAUCAUCAUGGAGCGUAGCACAACGAAUGUGCUACUAUGAUAUAUCAGUAACGAAUGAUUUUCAAUUCGGUCAGAGCUCAUUAGCAGCCGGUGAAGAAUUACGUCAAAAACAACAACACUCGGCAUCUAAUAGAUUUGAACCAAUAAUAUAUAUGAUGGCUAUCAUUCUAGGACGACUUUUUAUAUAA
Messenger RNA from Didymodactylos carnosus, 1083 nucleotides. NCBI's taxonomy places the organism in Eukaryota, Metazoa, Rotifera, Eurotatoria, Philodinida, Philodinidae. The record is from the annotation of a GenBank genome assembly.